Carassius auratus (goldfish) is the source of this 1391-nucleotide messenger RNA. RefSeq names its product RD3 like (gene rd3l). The transcript has 3 exons. NCBI's taxonomy places the organism in Eukaryota, Metazoa, Chordata, Actinopteri, Cypriniformes, Cyprinidae. The record is from RefSeq and is a predicted model, not a curated record. Bases 246 to 929 code for a protein of 227 amino acids.
AGAUCAGAGAGACAGAAGGCAGUUUGCAGUGGACGGGACAAUUUCACAUUCUUCAUCUCAACUUUGCCCGUCGCAGUCAUCUGCACAUUGCUGCGUGUCACUGGCACACACUUUCUCUUCUUUCUUUCCUUGCUUUUGCUCUGAUUCAGCUUGACUGUCCUUCUUCUUGUUUAAACACUUAAUUUAUUUUACUAUCUUUUUUAAUUCUUUCUGUUGCUUUAUCUAAUGCAAUUUGGUGGUACCAGAUGGAGUCAAAGCAUCAUGGACUUCAACCUCUAAGACCCACAAGUCCAGCUAUGCCUUUCAUAGGUUGGCCCAACACAAAUGUAUGUGGAGGCCCAGGUCGGAUGUUGCUACGUGAGAUGCUUUGGCAGCUGGAGCAAAGAGUACUUCAGGUUCAAGAGGAGGAGUUCCAGUACUGCAUUUCCCAUGGCACUAUGGGAUACCAUCACCCCCCAGCAUACCCAAGCCUGCUAGCCCUUAUACCUGCCUCUGACCACCGCCAGCUAGAGCGCCUCUGUGGCCGCAUCCCACCCUCACACACUACCAUUGUACUUUCCAGGCUCCAUGAUCUUUUGGCCCACAAUGACAUCCCUCCUUGGGAACUGGUGGGUGUCUUCAAGAAAGUUCUUAAAGACUUCCUGAGGAGACAGGAAGACGGCAUGCAGAGACGUCCACCCACUUCAGCUCCAUCAACAAUUCUUUCUGCUCCGAGUCCACCUACAGAGAGUGAUGACAGAAAUCGUAUUGUUGGAAAUGUAUCUAGUUCUUUAUCAGAGGAGUCAGGGAAGCACAGGGAGGAAAUUCCUACUAUUUCUAGUUAUGUGGAUAAACAUUUGCGUGCUGCCUGCCCUUAUUCCAUUCACAGAGAUUGGAAUCUGCCUUUUUGCCAUCCUUUUGCUUAUGAGGCCUACAGCACCACAUUGUGAUUUUAGAAGUUUAACGUUCUCAUGGCAAUUCAUAACGAUUUUAUUUUUGGCAAAUUGAUGGCUAAUUUGUAUGAAUUUGUAGUCUCAUUUCUCAUUUGUGUUUUUGUAUGAUCUCCUUGCAUCAGGCUGAUUGUUAGGUUUAGGGGUGGACCUUAACUUAAAGCCUUUUAAAUUGACUAAAAAGCAUACAUUUUCAUACAAAUCACUUCUUACAAAUUCAUAUGAAAUCGCCACCUCUUAAAUAAUUGUUUCCUCAUGAGAAAAGUCUAUGCUGCCAUUUUCUGUGUCUUUCCUGCUUGCAAAUUCCCUAGGUCUCAGAUCUACACUUGCACUGGAAAAUCAAAUCCUGUUCUUAAGUUUAAGUAAAUUAGACUGAUCAAAAGUGAUUAACAGGAUGAUGUAUGUGAUGAAAAAAUUUGGAAGAUGAGCCAUAAUCUAUUUGUACUCAAUCAAUAAGGUGUG